AUGGCGUCGACCGAUUUCUUCGAAUAUUUCGAUCCCCGAUUGAUCGAAUCACUGGAGAACUGCUUCGGAUACGCCUACAAAGCCUAUCCCGUUCUCGAAGACGAGAACGGUCUCAUCCGCUCCGACAUCCAGCCGGAAGACGAUCAGCCGCCGUCGCCGGUCACGCCACUACCUCCGCCGCCUCCUUCCGCUUCCUCAGUUUCGUUGAUCGUCGUCUUCGACGUGCUCAAUCUAGUACCAGCGCCGCUGGAUCACUGCCUCGUCAACCGCCGCACCUGGUUCUCGCGCCUGCCUCUCGAGAAAAUCCUUCCCGCCAGAUCGCCGUCGGAGGAACCGGACGACGAAAAUCAGAAGCCACCGCGUACGCGUCAAUCGUCCACUCAAUUGGAGCGCGCGACGGAGUUCGUGAAUCGGCUGGUGGAGGAAUCGAGGCUCGAAUUGCCGAAGGACAUCGUGGAAGGGAUCGCUCGAGUGAUUGUGGAGAGCGUGCCUAGGGAUUCGCGCUUCAUCUUCCGGCCGGAGCUUCCGGUGGCGGUGAACGUCGUGAUUUCGUCUCCGCAUCCGGUUCUCCCCUGCGGCGAGCGCGAUUCGAGUUCGUCGCCGCCGGUCGAUGUGAAAUUCGAGGCGGACGUCGAGGCGCUGUCGUCGAGCGGGCUCCGAGUCCCUGCUUCGGAGUCCGCAAUCGAGAGUUUGGAGACGGUGGCGGCGGCGGAGGCGGGGGAAUUUCGAUCGGAGGAGCGCGGAUGCGCGAUUUGCUUGCAGGACCUGGCCGGAUCGUCCGGGGCGGUGAAACGGCUGCCGUGUUGCCACGUGUUCCAUCACGAUUGUCUCGUGAAGUGGCUGCGUUUCCACCACACAUGUCCCCUGUGCCGCUCGGCUUUGCCCAUGGAUUUGGAAUUCGCACGAAGAGAACUGCUGCGGAGGAUUUGUUGA
Linum tenue is the source of this 933-nucleotide messenger RNA. NCBI's taxonomy places the organism in Eukaryota, Viridiplantae, Streptophyta, Magnoliopsida, Malpighiales, Linaceae. The record is from the annotation of a GenBank genome assembly.